CUGACAGCCAUAACGCCCACUACAGUUGUUUCUUGCAUCUAUCCCUGCACAGUGAGCCUAUUGCCGGAUUGAAGUCAGCUUCUGCAUAGUGUAUAGUGCUGGUAUAUGCUCUGUUGUACAUAUCCUCCAGGACCUUGUUUUCUAUACACUCGAUCUUGGAUAUGGAAACCACCGCAACCAAGCAUAGCCGCAAUGCUUCUAGAUCUUCCCGACCUCGUAGUACGACUAAGGGUCCCCUUGAUCAAAUAGACGACCCCCUCGGCACGGAGACGGUAAACACGUUAAGCUCACCCGAGCCAGCAGCUCAAACCGAGCUGUUCGGUGUCUCCUUUGACAAUCUGGAUCCACUUGCUCCCGACGAGCUGCCACCUACCGUGGAGAAAGACCUCUCUUUCCUGCUCCGUUACGAGAUCUAUCACUCCUUGUCACAGCUAGAUAUCCCACAUGCAUUGCGCUCCGAAUUCAUCGUUCCAACCUCAAGCGAGUCAUUAUCUUCAACGCUCCAAAGGCUUGAAAAACUGUUGGCGAAGGGUCAUUUCUUACUGGCAGCUCAUCUCAGUGGAACGAUACUCGCGUCUUCUCUAAUCAAGCCUACCGACAUCAAGCGCAUCUUUGCUUUGUUCUACACCCGAUUAGCAUGUCUUCAGCUCUCUGGGAACACCAUCAAUGCCGCACAGGAGUCCAAAGCCCUUGAGGAUCUGACUUCCGCCUUCUACUACGUGGAGCCGUUGCCUGAGAAAUCCGAGAAAGGCCCGAGCUAUCCUCGCCAUAUCGUGCCAUGGCCUCUCAGGGUUCUGGCUGUGCGACUCCAGAGUAUCGGAUUUGGCGAUUCCCGUCGUGGCAUUGGGGGUCUCUAUGAGAUUGGGCUAGAGGCGCGAAGGGAGAUUCUGCGGCCAGACCUGAAUCCGGCAGAGCGGCAGCUUUGGAGAGAGCGACUCGCGGAUCUCGGGAUCAGGAACGUCAAUGCGCUGAUCGAAAUGGGCGACCUCAAUGCGGCUAAACAAGCACUCGAUAGCUUGCGUAUGUCAGGCAUAGAUAAGGCAUUCUGCACCUCGAGAAAGACGCUCCUAUUAGUGAUGAUCGGCGAUCUCGACAGUGCCAGACAAUUGUGCAGCGAGGGAAGCGAAGCCGAACAGGGCUUCUUCAAUGCCCUCCUCAGUAUGGCUGAGGGCCAGUAUAACACUGCAGCGGACGAAUGGCGCAGUCUUCUGGAACGUGAGCGCUACAGACCCGACGAAGCUAUCAUUCAGCAGAAUUUGGCGGUCUGUUUGUUGUAUACCGGCCAACUGAAUGAGGCCCGUGAAGUUCUAGAGUCUUUGGUCCAGAAAGAGCAUUCAUUUCCGAGUCUCGUGUAUAACUUAUCGACUGUCUAUGAGCUGUGCUCUGAGAAGGCCGCCAAGCUCAAGAAUGAGCUCGUCGAGACUGUAGCGAAACAGCCAGUGACGGGUGUUCUAAAUCUGGACAGGCCCAGUGCAGACUUCAAGAUAUGAUGAUAACGAUGCCUAACAACCCCGCUAAUCGAGGAACCGAUCGCGGCUCGACGCUAUUCGUCAAUAUGCUAUGGCUAAACCAAUU
Molecule: messenger RNA, 1575 nt
Organism: Aspergillus homomorphus CBS 101889
Lineage: Eukaryota; Fungi; Ascomycota; Eurotiomycetes; Eurotiales; Aspergillaceae
Exons: 4
Coding region: 162-1490 (442 amino acids)
Cellular component (GO): Golgi apparatus; TRAPP complex
Molecular function (GO): protein binding
Source: RefSeq, a predicted model, not a curated record